AUGUAUUUCAGUUCCAGAAUGAUUGCUUCAGUGAGCCCUAGCAUGAAUUUCUCCUCCUUCCAUCUCACUGGAUUUUCUGGCCUGGAGCAACAAUAUCCUUGGCUCUCCAUCCCCUUCUCCACCAUCUGUGCCAUGGUGCUCCUGGGCAACUGCCUGGUGCUGCAGGUGAUCCGGACAGAGCCGAGCCUGCACCAGCCCAUGUUCUACUUCCUGGCCUUGCUGGCCCUCACGGACCUGUGCAUGGGGCUGUCCACAGUGCACACGGUGCUGGGGAUCCUGUGGGGGCUCAGCCAGGAGGUCGGCCUGGAUGCCUGCAUUGCCCAGGCCUAUUUCGUCCAUGGUCUGUCCUUCAUGGAGUCCUCUGUCCUUCUUGCUAUGGCCUUUGAUCGCUACAUCGCCAUUUGCCACCCACUACGCUACUCCUCCAUCCUAACUAAUGACAAAAUCAUAAAAAUUGGGGUGGCGAUUUUAUGUAGGAGUACAUUACUCAUACCUCCGGCCAUCAUUCGCCUGAAGUUCUUAAAUUACUGCCGCCCCCGCAUCCUGUCUCACUCUUUCUGCCUGCACCAGGACCUCCUCCAUCUAGCUUGCUCAGACAUCCGCUUCAAUAGCUACUACGCCCUGAUGCUGGUCGUUUGCACACUAUUGUUGGAUGCUGUUCUUAUCCUUGUGUCCUAUGUCCUGAUUCUUAAAUCAGUCCUGGCAGUUGCCUCUCAGGAGGAGCGGCGUAAGUCAUUUCAGGCCUGCAUCUCCCACAUCUGUGCUAUCCUCGUGUUCUACAUCCCUGUGGUCAGCUUGACCAUGGUGCACCGCUUUGGCAGGCAUCCCCCCGUGGUCCAUGUCCUCAUGGGCAACAUCUACAUUCUUUUCCCACCUUUCAUGAACCCCAUCAUCUACAGUGUCAAGACUCAGCAGAUUCGCAGCAGAAUACUCAGACUCUUUUCUCUGAAAAGAUAUUGA
Molecule: messenger RNA, 960 nt
Organism: Miniopterus natalensis
Lineage: Eukaryota; Metazoa; Chordata; Mammalia; Chiroptera; Miniopteridae
Product: olfactory receptor 51V1-like
Biological process (GO): G protein-coupled receptor signaling pathway
Cellular component (GO): plasma membrane
Molecular function (GO): G protein-coupled receptor activity; olfactory receptor activity
Source: RefSeq, a predicted model, not a curated record